AUGGCUGCACCCCGUGCCUUGCUGCCACAGCUGGGGCUGUUCCUGUGCUUGGCUCUGUGCUUUUCUCCUGCCUUUUCUGCGAGUUACCAGAACCCCUGCAUGGCCUUGGAUACAGUCCUCACCUCUGACAACUUGGGAAUCAGCACUAAGGCUGGGGGCUCUGGCGGGAACAGAACUUACACGGUGUUCGUUCCUGUGAACAGUUCCGUCAGUGCCGUGAUUCUGAAAGCAGUGAACCAGAACAACAACACAGUGGGAUCCUGGACUGGACCAGUUCAGGAAUGCAAUGACACCAGUGUCCUCUAUCUCAUGACAUCCUCAAACAACUCCAACUUCCAGGCAACGUGGAUAGCUCCUGAUUCUGAGGAUGUGACUAAAAUCAACCUGCAAGUCUCCAUCGUCACCGCCAAUCGCACAGCUAUGAUGUCAUCUGUGAGACUGGAACAGAUGACAACACCUGCACCCUUGACCCCCACCCCUGAGACUUCUGGGACCAGCCGGACCACAACCAUGACCACAGGCAAGAGCCAGACCACAACCAUGACCACAGCCAAGAGCCAGACCACAACCAUGACUACAGGCAAGAGCCAGACCACAACCAUGACUACAGGCAAGAGCCAGACCACAACCAUGACUACAGGCAAGAGCCAGACCACAACCAUGACCACAGCCAAGAGCCAGACCACAACCAUGACCACAGGCAAGAGCCAGACCACAACCAUGACCACAGCCAAGAGCCAGACCACAACCAUGACCACAGGCAAGAGCCAGACCACAACCAUGACCACAGCCAAGACCACAGCCAGAAGCCCGGCCGUCAACGCCCUCGGCAGCCCCCUCGCAGUCUCCCUCCAUAUCCUGCUUGUUUUUGUCAUCAGCAGACUCCUCUUCUAGAGGAGACGGAGGAAGCCAAUCUUUGACCUACAGAACGUCCUCCCAAAGCUAACUCCAGGCCAGUGCUUAGCCGUGUGAAUGAAGAUUUUUAUGUCCUCAGCAUGCAACUCCACCACCUCGGACCACAGACAUGUGACACAAACUAGUGUGUUUGAGCGACACAGAGUUUGCCGGGAUCUUUCAGGGCACAAAUUCUGCUUUUUGUAAAUACUUAGGCCAGUCUAGUUGUGACCCGGAGUUCUGACUCUCAGUUCUACAUGCUGACAGCCAAUCUGGACUUCUGUUUAUUGCCAAAGGAUUCCCAUGAGCCUCCUGGGCUGGGGGGUGGGAGGGGGAUCCUUCUUUACUUUCAAGAUGAUUUUAGAUUUCUGGCCAAAUCUACUCAGGUUACAAAGAACUUCUGUGACUUACAUGACUGAAGGGAAAAAAGAGAAAUGAGUGACAGUCUCGUGGCUCCUAGCAGAUCCCCAUUGUGCCCAGACCAGCAGGUUUUGAAGAGCAGAAGUAUAUGAAAACUAUGU
This is a messenger RNA of Peromyscus californicus insignis, 1415 nucleotides long. RefSeq names its product placenta expressed transcript 1 (gene Plet1). The transcript has 4 exons. NCBI's taxonomy places the organism in Eukaryota, Metazoa, Chordata, Mammalia, Rodentia, Cricetidae. Bases 1 to 894 code for a protein of 297 amino acids. Gene Ontology annotation, cellular component: apical plasma membrane; external side of plasma membrane. Gene Ontology annotation, biological process: negative regulation of cell-matrix adhesion; wound healing, spreading of epidermal cells; positive regulation of cell migration. The record is from RefSeq and is a predicted model, not a curated record.